CCAGCCAGCUGGCGCGGGAGCUCGAAGAGGAGGGCCCGGGAUACUAAGGGAACGGAAAGGCAGGCCUGGCCCAUGAGCCAGGGCCACCAGAGGGCUGGGUGACUAGGUAGUCGACGCAGGGCUUGUCAUAGCAGGAGCCCCUGGACGGGGAAUUGGGAACCCGCCUCUGCCACAGCCUUGACCACAGGCGCGACCCUUCCCCUGUCUGGCUUCGGGGCCUCAUCUGCAAAAUGCGAGAGGUAGAGGCUUACCGCUGCUGGCCUGCAAGGCCCCCUUCAGCUCUGACUUGGAACUUAUGCUUCCAUGAGGGACUGAACUGGCACCGAGAGUGCUGGCAGCUCUGGGAUGAGUGAGCGCCAGGUGUUCGAAGCCUCUGAGCUUGCCUUCUUACUGGAAAACUGCAGCUCUUCCUAUGACUACGGAGAAAACGAGAGUGACUCCUGCUGUGCCUCCCCGCCUUGCCCCCAGGACUUCAGCUUGAACUUUGACCGCACCUUCCUGCCCGCCCUGUACGGCCUCCUCUUCGUGUUGGGGCUGCUGGGCAACGGCGCGGUGGCGGCCGUGCUGCUGAGCCAGCGGGCGGCCCUGAGCAGCACCGACACCUUCCUGCUCCACCUGGCUGUGGCCGACGCGCUGCUGGUGCUGACCCUGCCCCUCUGGGCGGUGGACGCGGCUGUCCAGUGGGUCUUCGGAUCAGGCCUCUGCAAAGUGGCGGGUGCCCUCUUCAACAUCAACUUCUACGCAGGGGCCCUUCUGCUGGCCUGCAUCAGUUUUGACCGCUACCUGAGCAUCGUGCAUGCCACCCAGCUGUAUCGCCGGGGGCCUGGGGCCCGCGUGACCCUCACUUGUGUGGUUGUCUGGGGGCUCUGUCUGUUCUUUGCCAUCCCGGACUUCAUCUUCCUGUCGGCCGGCCGCGACGAGCGCCUCAACGCCACCCAGUGUCAGUACGACUUCCCGCAGGUGGGCCGCACGGCUCUGCGGGUGCUGCAGUUGGUGGCCGGUUUCCUGCUGCCCUUGAUGGUCAUGGCCUACUGCUAUGCCCGCAUCCUGGCCGUGCUGCUGGUCUCUAGGGGCCAGCGGCGGCUGCGGGCCAUGCGGCUAGUCGUGGUGGUGGUGGUGGCCUUCGCCCUCUGCUGGACCCCCUACCACCUGGUGGUGCUGGUGGACACCCUUAUGGACUUGGAGGCCUUGCCCCGCAGCUGUGGCCGAGAGAGCCGUGUGGACGUGGCCAAGUCGAUCACGUCAGGCCUGGGUUACAUGCACUGCUGCCUCAACCCACUGCUCUAUGCCUUCGUGGGGGUCAAAUUCCGAGAGAGUAUGUGGAUGUUACUUACACGCCUGGGCUGUCCCGACCUGAGAGGGCAACAGCGGCAGCUGUCAUCUUUCCGCCGGGACUCGUCCUGGUCUGAGACCACAGAGGCCUCCUACUCAGGCUUGUGAGACUGGAUGAGGGGGAGGGGCUCUCCUUUCGCCACACAGCCUGACCACCCCCACAUUCCAGGCACUUCCCUCCCUCUCUCCCUCACCUCACUCCCCACGCAUGCUCCAGGGAUUCCCUGGUGGCCCCUCACCGCCUGGUCUCCCAGGGAGGCACCCCCCUGGCUCUGGGGGCUACACCGCUGCCGCUCCUUAGCCGCCAAGCCCUGCUGCCACUUCAGAGGUGGCCGCCCUGGUGCCCUUAUGGCCUUGGCUGCCAGGACCCCACUGUCCUUCUUAUUCAGUAACUAGACCUUGGUCUUCCCCAUGUUCAGGGAGCAGGAAGCCAGCAGCAUAGCAGAAGCUGUCCCUUAUAGGGCCUUGACUCAGGCCUCCAACUCAGCAGCGACCACAGCUGUGCUCCCCAAGGCCUCUGUAUUUGCUCGUUUAAUUUUUUUAGAUCUAAAAUUCUGCUUAAAACUUUUCAAUAAAUGAGAUCAGGACCAGA
This is a messenger RNA of Suricata suricatta (meerkat), 1924 nucleotides long. RefSeq names its product C-X-C motif chemokine receptor 3 (gene CXCR3). Gene Ontology annotation, biological process: G protein-coupled receptor signaling pathway; inflammatory response; immune response. Gene Ontology annotation, cellular component: membrane. The transcript has 2 exons. The coding region runs from base 346 to 1440 and encodes 364 amino acids. Gene Ontology annotation, molecular function: C-X-C chemokine receptor activity. The record is from RefSeq and is a predicted model, not a curated record. Lineage: Eukaryota; Metazoa; Chordata; Mammalia; Carnivora; Herpestidae.